This is a messenger RNA of Ilyonectria robusta, 301 nucleotides long. RefSeq lists its product as uncharacterized. The coding region runs from base 88 to 270 and encodes 60 amino acids. The transcript has a single exon. Lineage: Eukaryota; Fungi; Ascomycota; Sordariomycetes; Hypocreales; Nectriaceae. The record is from RefSeq and is a predicted model, not a curated record.
CUUGUGCAUUCCAACAGUGAUUUCUCGCGCAACUUACAUGAUAUCGCCAACCCGAUUCUUACAUUGAAUUCAGCAUGCCCGAAUAUAAUGAAGUCGCGUUUCACCGACUCGACCCCGCUGGGCAAAAUUACCUUCCCCACCUGUUAUCACAAGGCUCGUCUUGCCGGAAUCACAGAAAAGAACAUCAUCGCAGGCUGGAAGUCAGGUGGUUUAUGGCCUGUGAGUCUCUCCAAAGCCGCUGAUGAACCCGAUGGUCAGCAAGCUGCCUGAGCAUAACCCUCCCCCCCCUCGGGAAAAAAAC